GCAAGAAGACUAGGGCGUUUGGUAUUAAGAGCUCGAGCCCUGCUGCCAGGCAGGGACCUCGGCGUCCCCAGAGACCAUGCAGCGGUCGCCUCUGGAAAAGGCCAGCGUCGUCUCCAAACUUUUUUUCAGCUGGACUACACCAAUUUUGAAGAAAGGUUAUAGACAGCGGCUGGAGUUGUCAGACAUAUACCAGAUCCCUUCAGCUGAUUCUGCUGAUAAUCUCUCUGAAAUAUUAGAAAGAGAAUGGGACAGAGAACUGGCAUCAAAGAAAAAUCCUAAACUUAUUAAUGCCCUUCGGAGAUGCUUUUUCUGGAGAUUUAUGUUCUAUGGAAUCUUAUUAUAUUUAGGGGAAGUCACAAAAGCAGUCCAGCCUCUCUUACUGGGAAGAAUCAUAGCUUCCUAUGAUCCAGAUAACAAGGUGGAACGUUCCAUCUCAAUUUACCUAGGCAUAGGAUUAUGCCUUCUCUUUAUCCUGAGGACACUGCUUCUGCACCCGGCCAUUUUUGGCCUUCACCACAUUGGAAUGCAAAUGAGGAUAGCUAUGUUUAGUUUGAUUUAUAAGAAGACUUUAAAGCUGUCAAGCCGUGUUCUAGAUAAAAUCAGUAUUGGACAACUUGUUAGUCUCCUUUCCAACAACCUGAACAAAUUUGAUGAAGGACUUGCAUUGGCACAUUUUGUGUGGAUCGCUCCUUUGCAAGUGACACUUCUGAUGGGGCUGCUCUGGGAACUGUUACAAGCCUCUGCCUUCUGUGGACUUGCUGUACUCAUAGUCCUUGCCAUUGUUCAAGCUUCGUUAGGGAGAAUGAUGAUGAAGUACAGAGAUCAGAGAGCUGGGAAAAUCAAUGAAAGACUCGUGAUCACAUCAGAAAUGAUUGAAAAUAUCCAAUCUGUUAAGGCAUACUGCUGGGAGGAAGCAAUGGAAAAAAUGAUUGAAAAUCUAAGGAAAACAGAACUAAAACUGACCCAGAAGGCAGCCUAUGUAAGAUACGUGAAUAGCUCAGCCUUCUUCUCUUCAGGGUUCUUUGUGGUGCUGUUUUCUGUGCUUCCCCAUGCAUUGAACAAAGGAAUCAUCCUUCGAAAAAUAUUCACAACCAUCUCAUUCUGCAUCGUUCUGCGCAUGGCAGUCACUCGGCAAUUCCCAUGGGCUGUACAAACAUGGUAUGACUCUAUCGGAGCAAUAAACAAAAUACAGGAUUUCUUACAAAAGCAAGAGUUUAAGACAUUGGAAUAUAACUUAACAACCACGGAAGUAGUGAUGGAGAAUGUAACAGCCUUCUGGGAUGAGGGAUUUGGGGAAUUAUUUGAGAAUGCAAAACAAAACAAUAAAAGUAGAAACAUUUCCAAUAGUGAUAACAACCUCUUCUUCAGUAACUUCUCACUUCUUGGUACUCCCGUCCUGAAAGAUAUCAAUUUCCAGAUAGAAAGAGGACAGUUGUUGGCGAUUGCUGGAUCUACUGGAGCAGGCAAGACCUCACUUUUAAUGAUGCUCAUGGGAGAGCUGGAGCCUUCUGAGGGUAAAAUUAAGCACAGUGGAAGAAUUUCAUUCUGCUCUCAGUUUUCAUGGAUCAUGCCUGGCACCAUUAAAGAAAACAUUAUCUUUGGUGUUUGCUAUGAUGAGUAUAGAUAUAGGAGUGUCAUCAAAGCAUGCCAGCUAGAAGAGGACAUUUCCAAGUUUGCAGAGAAAGACAAUGUAGUUCUUGGAGAAGGUGGACUGACACUGAGUGGAGGGCAGAGAGCGAGAAUUUGUUUAGCAAGAGCAGUAUACAAAGAUGCUGAUUUGUACCUAUUAGACUCUCCUUUUGGAUACCUGGAUGUUUUAACAGAAAAACAAAUAUUUGAAAGCUGUGUCUGUAAAUUGAUGGCUAACAAAACUAGGAUUUUGGUCACUUCUAAAAUGGAACACUUAAAGAAAGCUGACAAAAUAUUAAUUUUACAUGAAGGUAGCAGCUAUUUUUAUGGGACAUUUUCAGAAUUACAAAAUCUACGGCCUGAUUUCCACUCAAAGCUCAUGGGAUAUGAUUCUUUUGACCAGUUUAGUGCAGAAAGAAGAAAUUCAAUCCUAACUGAGACUUUACGGCGUUUCUCAUUAGAAGGAGAUGCUGCCAUCCCCUGGAAUGAAACAAAAAAACAAUCCUUUAAGCAGCCUGGGGAGUUUGGUGAAAAAAGGAAGAGCUCUAUUCUCAAUCCAAUCAAUUCUGCAAAAAAAUUUUCAAUAGUACAAAAGACUCCAUUACAAAUCAAUGGCAUCGAAGAAGAUUCAGAAGAGCCUUCUGAGAGAAGAUUGUCCUUAGUUCCAGAUUCUGAGCAGGGAGAGGCUAUCCUGCCACGAAGCAAUGUGAUUAACACUGGUCCCACAUUUCAGAAACGAAGGAGGCAAUCUGUUCUGAACCUGAUGACACACUCCUCAGUGAAUCAAUGUCAAAUCACUCACCAAAAGACAGCAGCAUCUACAGGAAAAAUGUCACUGGCUCCUCAGGGGGACUUAGCUGAAAUGGAUAUAUAUUCAAGACGUUUAUCUCAAGGUAGUGGCUUGGAAAUAAGUGAAGAAAUUAAUGAAGAAGAUUUAAAGGAGUGCUUUUUUGAUGACAUGGAGAGCAUACCAGCAGUGACGACAUGGAACACGUACCUUAGAUAUGUUACUGUGCACAAGAGCUUAAGUUUUGUGCUGAUUUGGUGUUUGGUUCUUUUUCUUGCUGAGGUGGCUGCUUCUUUGGUUUUAUUGUGGCUAUUUAAAGAAAGACCUCCUCAAGACACAGUGAAUAGUACUGGGAGUACAAAUAGCAGCUCUGCAUUGAUCAUCACCAGCACCAGCCACUUUUAUAUUUUAUACAUUUACGUGGGAGUAGCCGACACUUUGUUUGCUCUGGGAAUCACCGGAGGUUUACCGCUGGUGCAUUCUCUAAUCACAGUGUCGAAAAUUUUACACCACAAAAUGUUACAUUCUAUUCUUCAUGCACCUAUGUCAACCCUCAACAUGUUAAAAGCAGGUGAGAUUCUUAAUAGAUUUUCCAAAGAUACAGCAAUUUUGGAUGAUCUUCUGCCUCUUACCAUAUUUGACUUUAUUCAGUUGGUAUUAAUUGUGAUCGGAGCUAUAACAGUGGUGUCGAUUUUACACCCCUACAUUUUCCUAGCAACAGUGCCAGUGAUCACUGCUUUUAUUAUACUGAGAGCCUACUUCCUCCCCACCUCCCAGCAACUCAAACAACUGGAAUCUGAAGGCAGGAGUCCAAUAUUCACUCAUCUGGUUACAAGCUUAAGAGGACUGUGGACACUUCGUGCCUUUGGACGUCAGCCUUACUUUGAAACAUUGUUCCACAAAGCUCUGAAUUUACAUACUGCCAACUGGUUCUUGUAUCUAUCAACACUGCGAUGGUUUCAAAUGAGAAUAGAAAUGAUUUUUGUCAUCUUCUUCAUUGCUGUUACUUUCAUUUCCAUUUUCACAACAGGUGAAGGAGAAGGAAGAGUAGGUAUUAUUCUAACGUUGGCCAUGAAUAUCAUGAGUACUUUGCAGUGGGCUAUGAACUCCAGCAUAGAUGUGGAUAGUUUGAUGCGGUCUGUGAGCCGAGUCUUUAAGUUUAUAGACAUGCCAACAGAACAAAGUAAAUCUACCAAGUUGAUCAAACCAUCUGAGGAUGACCAGCUCACGAAAGUUAUGAUUAUUGAGAAUCAGCACGUGAAGAAAGAUGACCUCUGGCCCUUAGGGGGCCAAAUGACCGUCAAAAACCUCAUAGCAAAAUAUACAGACAAUGGGAAUGCCAUAUUGGAGAACAUUUCCUUCUCAAUAAGUCCUGGCCAGAGGGUGGGCCUCUUGGGAAGAACUGGGUCAGGAAAGAGUACUUUAUUAUCAGCUCUUUUGAGACUGCUGAACACCGAAGGAGAAAUCCAAAUAGAUGGUGUGUCUUGGGAUUCAGUGACUUUGCAACAGUGGAGGAAAGCCUUUGGAGUUAUACCACAGAAAGUAUUUAUCUUCUCUGGAACAUUUAGAAAAAAUUUGGAUCCCUAUGAACAGUGGAAUGAUGAAGAAAUAUGGAAAGUUGCAGAUGAGGUUGGACUCAGAUCUGUGAUAGAGCAAUUUCCUGGAAAGCUUGAUUUUGUCCUUUUGGAUGGGGGUUUAGUCCUAAGCCAUGGCCACAAGCAAUUGAUAUGCUUGGCCAGAUCUGUUCUCAGUAAGGCAAAGAUCUUGCUGCUUGAUGAACCCAGUGCUCAUUUGGAUCCAAUAACAUAUCAAAUCAUUCGGAGGACCCUAAAACAAGCAUUUGCUGACUGCACAGUGAUCCUCUCUGAACACAGGAUAGAAGCAAUGUUGGAAUGUCAACAGUUUUUGGUCAUAGAGGAGAACAAAGUACGGCAGUAUGAUUCCCUCCAGAAACUGCUGAGUGAGAAGGUCCUCUUCCAGCAAGCCAUGAGCUCCUUGGACCGCCUGAAGCCCUUACCCCACCGAAACUCAAGCAAGCACAAAUCUCGACCCAAAAUCACUGCUCUGAAGGAGGAGACAGAAGAAGAAGUACAGGAAACAAGGCUGUAGAAAGCAAUAUGAAUAUUCGCAUUGAAUGCUCACUCACAGAGUUGUAGGAGAAAACAGUUUAUGCCUCAGAAAACAAGCAUGUUAUAUUUCAAAAAGAAACAUUUUGGUAAGAGGCAUUGACAAUGUUCACAUAGCCAGGAUAAAUUGCUUCCUGGCAAUGGUAAAAUUGUGUGAAAGGUAGUUCAAAUCCUUGAAGAUUUACCAUUUGUGUUUGCAAACCAGGUUUUCUUGAAAACUUUUUCCCUUUGGCAGUUAUUUGAAAGGGGACUAUAAAUGUCAACCAGCUUUAGUUCAACUUACUGUUUAGUGAAAUUUCUUGAUUUGCAUUAUUGGAGAACUAUAAUAAUACUAUUUAGAGAUACGAUUAACUGAAAACUUUAGUGGUUUAUAUUGCUUUUUCUCUACUCUCUCCAAGAUAUUUAACAACAACACUGUAUAUUCUGAUAAGUUUUCAGACUGUCCCAUUCCAAGCGAGUAUUAGAAUACUGUGAGAGUCACAGGACAGUUUAUCAAAAUAUAUAACUACAACAUCUAGGUAUCAGUCAGGACAGAGGACUUCCUGAAUCCUAGAAAUCGGGGUUAGUACCAUUCGGCUCUACCAAAAAUCCAAAUAAUUCAGAUAAUCAUAAUAUAUUCUUUACCUGGAAAAGGGACUCUUAUAUCAUGUAGGGGACAGAAUAGCUCCCUUCAUGUAGAAGUUGACAUGCCUUUCCCAAGCUUCCAGAAAGUAACAAGGUCAUAAAACAUCCGAACUGAAGGAUGGCUAGAAAAUUGGUGCAAAAAAAAAAUCCUUCUUAUCACAGAAAUUCCACGUAGUGAACACACAGGCAGCUGAGCUGUGGGGACUGCAGGUAUUUGUACCUGAAAUCUGAAAAUCUAGGUAUAAAUGAGGUCUUGUGUUUUCAGACUUACUAUAUGCACUUCUUACUGUAUAUACUGAGUGGGAGAGGGAAUGAGAGACACACUGAAGAAAAAUCAAUCAUGAAUUAACUUUAUAUGCUUCUGUUUUAUAAUUUUGUGAUGCAAAUGAAAUUUUCUAUAGGAAAUAGUAUUUAUUCUAAUUAUGUGUCAAGCUCAUAUAAAUGGCUAUAUUUUAAAAAUGAUGAAUAUUAUGAAUUAUAUUUGUAUAAAAAUUUAUAUUUGAAGUUUUGACUUUUAAUGGCAUUAGCUAUUUUUAUGAUAUGUUUAAACUGGGGGAAAACUUCAGGUGAUGUUGACUGGGGGCUAUGAAGUACCUUGAGGGUGUGGAGAGAAGCAUUAGGGCUCACUCGGUUGUUGUACACUUCUGGGUAAUUCGCAAUGAGCACAUAGGUUCCCUCUAGGGGAAGCUCUAAAGAAAAUAGUACCACAGAAGCUGACUACUCCUAUUAAGGACACACAACCUUCCAGCUUCAACUAACCCUAAAGAUUUAAUUCUAUGUGUUAUUGUCAGAAAAAUAUUACUUGUCAAUAAAAACCAUAUAUUUGUGUGAAACUUAGCUUUUUUCAGAUGUGUUCAUUGAUUGUGUUUCUUCAAUCUCUAAGGAUCAUGGAGCACAAACCAUGAAACUUCUUUUAGUGGUUUAUAUUGCUUUUUCUCUUGAGAAUCUCACAUGAAUUGAGACACUCUUAAAAUUAUUUCUUUUAAAAAUUGGGGUAAAAUGUGCAUAACCUAAAAUUUACCAUGUUAACCAUUUUUAGUGGUCUUAAAUACAUUCACAUUGUUAUAUAAUCAUCAUCGCCACCAAUUUACAGACCUUUUUUAUCUUGCAAAACUGAAACUCUAGCCAUUACACAAAAACUCCCCAUUUCUCCCUUUUCCCAGCCUGUAUCAAUUUUACCUCAUAUGAGUGGAAUCAUAUACUACAUAUUUAUCCUUUUGUGAUUAUUUUAUUUCACUUAGCAUAAUGUCUUUAAGAUUCCUCCAUGUUGUAGCAUGUCAGAAUUUUCUUCCUGUUUAAGACUGGAAUAAUAUUUUACUGUGUGUAUGUACCACACUUUGUUUAUCCAUCCACUUGUCCAUGCACACUUAGCAUGCCUCCACCUUUUACCAUGUUGAAUAAUGCUUUAUAAACAUGGGUAUACGGAUAUCAUUUUGUGUCCCUGCUUUCCUGAGUUAGGAUAGUUGUCAAAUUAUUUAUUCGUUUUAAAAUGGGCUUAUAUAACAACAAAAAUACUCUGCAAAGAUCCAUUUAUUUAUUUGAAAGCUUAUUUAAACAGUGAUAGCUAUCUGAUAGCUCUUGAUAAGUGACCAAAGCUUGUCAAGGGAAAUAGUGUUUCUACACUAACCUGGGGUGGCUCUUCUUUGUUCAAAUCUCUGUUUUUAAUCAGUGAAGCUUCUUUGGUCCCUUUUCUUCCUUGCAGAGUUUAAUUUUCUUUUCCUGAGGGAAGUCCACGGAUGCCUUUACUGCUUUGGGGACGGGGUUGCUCGGGAGCUCUUGGUGGCUGCACAGGACAGCACUGGCCCUGCAGAUCACGGCCCAUGCACUGAUCCUGGUGGUACUUGUUCUAGAGGGUCCUGAGAUGCUGCUCAGGGUGGCCCAGGCAUUCUCGUUCAUGGUGGUUUGCAAAAGGAGGUGACCUGCUGGAUCUCCACUAUGUUACAGCCACCACACCUUUGCCAGGGGGGUGCAGAAGGAGUGGCGCACCCUCAGAUGAUUAGGUUCAGCACGGAUGUCUGUUCAUUCCACUUGAUGGGGAAGCUGG
Artibeus jamaicensis (Jamaican fruit-eating bat) is the source of this 7210-nucleotide messenger RNA. It is a transcript of the gene CFTR, whose product is annotated as CF transmembrane conductance regulator. The record is from RefSeq and is a predicted model, not a curated record. Gene Ontology annotation, molecular function: chloride channel activity; ATP binding; ATP hydrolysis activity. Gene Ontology annotation, cellular component: cytosol; plasma membrane; apical plasma membrane. Lineage: Eukaryota; Metazoa; Chordata; Mammalia; Chiroptera; Phyllostomidae. The transcript has 27 exons. Gene Ontology annotation, biological process: chloride transmembrane transport; bicarbonate transport. The coding region runs from base 77 to 4525 and encodes 1482 amino acids.